AUGCCGGUAUCAGCCAUUGUAGUGGAAGCCUUUGGCGCGACAGAGGUGCUUCAGCUUCGUUCGAAAGAGCUACCUGCCUUGCAGCCAGGGCAAGUGCGUGUCAAGGUGGAAGCGGCUGGGGUGAAUCCUUCGGAUACGUACCUCCGCUUGGGCAUGAGUGGGCCUUAUGCGGCCGUGCCACACCUGCUUCCGCAGCUUCCGUGGACACCAGGCAAAGACGGUGCUGGUGUGGUGGAAGCGCUCGGGGAGGAGGUGGAGAGCUUGGUCCUGGGGCAGCGAGUGUACACCUGUGCAGGUGGCACUGGCACUUAUGCAAGUCAUGCCAACCUGGAUGCUGCUGGUGUGUACCCCUUGCCGGACAGCAUCAGCUUUGCGGAGGGGGCGGGUGUGGGUAUCCCCUGUGCGACGGCUUACUACGCGCUAAAGCAUCGUGGGCAGGCUGUGCCAGGCUCCAGGGUCUUCAUCCAUGGUGCCAGCGGGGCAGUGGGACUGGCAGCUGUUCAGCUUGCGAUGCCUAGGCUGCAUGGGCAUGUCCUAAGGCUCCACCACCUCGGUGUACAGAAGUCACCCAAGGUCAAGGUCUUUGCUGUAGUUAGCCACCGAGCCGAGACCAUUCAGCAGCAUGUUUGA
Messenger RNA from Durusdinium trenchii, 630 nucleotides. The record is from the annotation of a GenBank genome assembly. Lineage: Eukaryota; Dinophyceae; Suessiales; Symbiodiniaceae.